AUGGAACAAAAAAAAUCUAUUGUUGAUGAAGCCCAACAUAAUUUAAUGACAAAGUUGAAUUUGGCACCAUUUCUCAGUUUCGUGAGAAUCGAUAGAAGAAAGAACAAAUCUUUAAUGGGAUUUGUGAUGUCACUGAUUGACCAAUCUACUGAUCCAAGCAAAACAGAAAGUUCAAGCUCGUUAAUAGAAAAAAAAGACUGA
Molecule: messenger RNA, 201 nt
Organism: Clunio marinus
Lineage: Eukaryota; Metazoa; Arthropoda; Insecta; Diptera; Chironomidae
Source: the annotation of a GenBank genome assembly